This is a messenger RNA of Misgurnus anguillicaudatus (oriental weatherfish), 1323 nucleotides long. NCBI's taxonomy places the organism in Eukaryota, Metazoa, Chordata, Actinopteri, Cypriniformes, Cobitidae. The record is from RefSeq and is a predicted model, not a curated record.
AUGCGUGCCCCCCCCACUCGAGGCAAACGAGGCCAGUCAUGCCCGCGGAGGUCGGGAGACUGGGCGGAGGUUUCUCCACUGAGCCACAUCAAGACCCUGGGCGAGGCCCGGGACUGCUUCCAUGUAUUGUCUGUCUACCGCUUGGAUAGAGUGAAGGAGCGUACCAGGAAAUCAAGGCAACAGCUGGAAACACAAGAGGCACAGUUACUCUGCUUUGGAUGGCUCUCACCUCUUGGCUGGACGCGGUGUACCGUAUCAACUGGCAGCAGUGACGGACUUACAGCACUUUACGAGGCGUCUGAUGGGGAUGAAACUUUACUCAUGGCCUAUGAUACAGAAGAUCAUGAGACUCAAUACUGCUUUCCUGCCAUUAACUCAUCAUGCAUCAAGACAAAACGCUCAACACAUGAAUACAAUAUCAUGUAUGUGUUUUUUUCAUUGCUGUCAGUAUGGACUGUGUUUCUGAAUCUGCUGGUGAUCAUCUCCAUCUCUCACUUCAAGAAGCUUCACACUCCAACCAACAUGCUCAUUCUCUCUCUGGCUGUGUCUGACCUGCUUGUAGGACUUAUUGGCAUGCCCUUAGAGGCAAUUAGGUUGAUUGAAACAUGUUGGUACUUUGGAGAAACAAUCUGUAGACUGUUUAUAUUAAUUGUAGGAUUGCUCACCUCUACAUCUCUGAUUAAUUUAGUUUUAAUAGCUGUUGACCGUUAUGUUGCUGUGUGUCACCCUUUACUGUACCCACAGAAAAUAACAACAACUAGAACAAUAAUUAUUAUCUUUGUUUCCUGGUUUUACUCUGCAGCUUAUAACAUUUCAGUUCUUAUAACUACCUCACAAAGAAAAUACACAUGUUAUGGAGAAUGUGUAAUUAUCAUUACUUUUGCCUGGACAAUCAUUGACCUGUUUGUAUCUUUCCUGUUUCCUUGUACCGUCAUCAUAACUUUAUAUUUGAGAAUCUUCUAUGUGGCACAUCAGCAAGUGAAAGUUAUAAACUCUCUGAUGAGGAGUGGAAAACAUCUAACAGAAGGUUCAGUGAGGAGGAAAUCUGAGAGCAAAGCCGCUCUGACAUUAGGAAUCAUUGUGAUGGUUUAUCUGUUUUCCUGGAUUCCCUAUUAUAGUUUAACUCUAACACCAAACACAAGCAUGACUUCUGCUAUAGCCUAUUUUAUACUAUGGAUGGUGUAUAUUAAUUCAGCUCUGAAUCCUCUCAUUUAUGCUAUAUUUUACCCCUGGUUUAGAACGUCAGUUAAACACAUCCUAAAUUGUCUGGUUUUUGUCACAUCCACAACCCUUUAUAAACUGUUGGUUAUGCAUUUUCUGUAA